Molecule: messenger RNA, 312 nt
Organism: Caenorhabditis auriculariae
Lineage: Eukaryota; Metazoa; Nematoda; Chromadorea; Rhabditida; Rhabditidae
Source: the annotation of a GenBank genome assembly
AUGACUCAAUGUCCUUCCUUGUUCACAUCCUUCCCAAGUUGGCCACUCUCGUCGAGAAUCGGGGAAAAAAGUGAUGAAAAACACGGAAAAAUGCGGUCACUGUGCGUGGGAAAUCGUGUUUUUGGCCGGUUCGACCAGCCGCAUUCCAACGUCGUCUGUGUGGAGGCGGAAGAGAUGACCUCCAGAAGGGAAAGACAGACAGAUACGGCUGUUUUCUCAGCUGGCACCGAAACGUUCUCUCCGUGUGGGCGGAUCUUUUGGCGCGUUUCCAGCUGGCUGUCCCUCGGUUUCCCGCCAAACCGAGGUGUCUAG